AUGGGCUCACCGCUCGGCCCAUUUCUCGCAAAUGUCUUCAUGGGCAAAGUCGAGAUGACAAGUUUACAAGACACCAUUAAUGACCUCAGCUUCUACGGUCGGUACGUGGACGAUAUUUUCUGCCUGACGGAUGUUACCACCGACACAGACGUCCUGAUUCAAAAAUUCAACAAUUCACACCCCUCGCUAACGUUCUCUGCAGAGCUUGAGGCAAACAAUGAAAUCGCGUUCCUCGACAUUCUUCUGCACAGACAAGAGGAUGGGUCUAUCCAACGUAGAGUAUUCCGAAAGAAAACCUGGACGGGACAAUACAUUAACUUUCACAGUUUUGUUCCCCUCAACAUCAAACGAAAUCUAGUCCAGGGAUUGGCAGCUAGAGUGCGACGUAUCUGCUCUCCUGAGACUGUGGAGGCAGAACUGCAGCAGCUGCGGGAUACACUCCACGAAAACGGAUAUCCAGAAAGAUUUAUCCUUCGAAAUAUAGGGGAGCGCACUGCAAAACCUACCAUGGCAACUGCAGAAAAGAAGGACUUAUUUAUACGAUUGUCUUUUCAAGGAGACGCAGCAAGUGAACUGGUAAAAAGACGUCUGAAGACAGCGAUCACUAGCGCUUGCCCCGCGGCGAACUUACGUGUGUGUUUCACUAACUCUCCCCUCCUACGCUUGGGAGGUAAAGACCGACUCCCUUUGCAGGCCACAUCAAUGCGUAUUUAUUCAUUCACUUGCUCCUGUGGAGCGGGAUACAUCGGCCGUACAACGAGGCGCUUGGAAAAGAGAGUACGUGAACACAUACCGGCCUGGCUAGGCAAAGGUGAGAAGAAAUCGAUCUCGAGUUCUAUUCUCGCACAUCUUGUCGAUACGAAUCAGCGAGUCGAUGCCAAAGAAGCCUUUCAGAUUGUCUACCGGACACCAGCAGGCUUCUCCAAAGGCCUACGCCAACGGGUGCUAGCUACAGCUGAGGCAGUGGCUAUACGGCUAGCCAAUCCAGUGCUAUGCUGUCAGAAGACUCUGACACAGGCGCUCUGUCUUCCGUGGCCGACGCCGACCCCAACGUCGCCCCAACCUCCUGAUGCCAUGGUGGGUGCACAAGGUACACGACGUACUCACAGCCUAUGCCCCCCCUCUUCCUCGCCCCUUGAACCCAAUUACCACGACACGCCGACCACGCCAUAG
Spirometra erinaceieuropaei is the source of this 1173-nucleotide messenger RNA. The record is from the annotation of a GenBank genome assembly. NCBI's taxonomy places the organism in Eukaryota, Metazoa, Platyhelminthes, Cestoda, Diphyllobothriidea, Diphyllobothriidae.